Lolium rigidum is the source of this 975-nucleotide messenger RNA. RefSeq names its product probable carboxylesterase 2. The record is from RefSeq and is a predicted model, not a curated record. Gene Ontology annotation, molecular function: hydrolase activity. NCBI's taxonomy places the organism in Eukaryota, Viridiplantae, Streptophyta, Magnoliopsida, Poales, Poaceae. Bases 1 to 975 code for a protein of 324 amino acids. The transcript has a single exon.
AUGGAGAUCGAGUUCGACAUGCCCAAUUUCCUGCGCGUGCACAAGAGCGGCCGCGUCGACCGUUUGGGCGGCACAGAGACCGUCCCACCCUCCCCCUCUGGGGAUCCUGCCAACGGCGUUGCCUCCAAGGACAUCGUCCUAGACCCUGCGGCCAACAUCACCGCCCGCCUCUACCUCCCCGACGCGGCGGCGGAGCCCGGGCCCGGGCCCAGCAAGAAGUUCCCCGUCGUUGUCUUCUUCCACGGCGGCGCUUUCUUUAUCGAAAGCACAGCCUCCCCCAUCUACCACAGGUACGCCGCCUCCCUCGCCGCCGCGGUCCCCGCCGUCGUCGUAUCAGUUGAGUACCGCCUCGCCCCGGAGCACCCUCUCCCCGCGGCCUACGACGACGCCUUUGCUGCCCUCAAGGCGGUCGUCGCCGCGUGCCGCCCGGACGGCGCCGAGCCCUGGCUCGCCGCGCACGGCGACGCGUCUCGGCUGUGCCUCGUCGGCGACAGCGCUGGCGCCAACAUGGCGCACAACACGGCGAUAAGGCUGCGGAAGGAACCCAUCGACGGCUACGGCGACAGGGUAAGCGGGGUGGCGCUGCUGCACUCCUACUUCUGGGGGACACAACGGAUGGGCUGCGAGCCCUUGUGCUUCCCCUUCGACAUGGAUCGCGUGUGGGAUGUGGCCUGCGGUGGCAGAUUCGGCCGCGACCACCCGUACAUCAACCCGGCGGCGUCGCCGGAGGAGUGGAGGCAGCUCGGGUGCGGCCGCGUGCUGGUCACCACGGCGGAGCUGUGCUGGUUCGUGGAGAGGGCGCGCGCGUACCCGGAGGGGAUCAAGGCGUGCGGGUGGGAGGGCGAGAUCGAGUUGUACGAGACCAAGGGCGAGGAGCAUACCUACUUCCUGUUCAAACCCGACGGCGAGAAUGCCGCCAAGGAGCUCGCCGUCGUCGCCGAUUUCGUCAGGCGCUCCGGAGCUGAGCUUAGGUGA